Molecule: messenger RNA, 1721 nt
Organism: Westerdykella ornata
Lineage: Eukaryota; Fungi; Ascomycota; Dothideomycetes; Pleosporales; Sporormiaceae
Exons: 2
Coding region: 336-1721 (461 amino acids)
Source: RefSeq, a predicted model, not a curated record
CCGUCCUCUUUCUCAAACACUCGUCCGUGCGCUCCUUUUUUAUCAGUCUAUCACCCCUCCGCCGGCCCUUCUCUGGGCUCCUCGCGGUGCGCACGCAUUUACGGCUUCACAUCUUUUCGCCUCCUGGCCAGAGUCUGGGUGCGAUCGACGCGUAGAUUGACCCGCCGCCGUCGCUCUCUGUCUCACCGUCACACAAGCCCCCGAUCUUGAUUAGCUGAGCCCAUCCUUUGACACUUACUGUGUUAGUGUUGCGGCUUGUCUCCAGCAUUCUGCGACACUCCUCUCAUCUGCCUCUCUCCUAACCACGAACCCACUUUGGGCCUCCUUGCUCAGCCAUGACAACGGCUGUUGCUUCACCCCCGGUCACGGCGCCGCAUGCUCCUCCCGCAGAGGGGGUUGGCAGUGCGAGAACAUAUGCGCCCAUUGCGCCCUUGACUUCUCCUCCUCACGCCGUGACGCCUUCCAAAUCCUCGAAGCUGGUUGCCGACAAUGCCUCGCCGACCUCAUCAACAGAUGGCACUUCAGCCCAGCAGAGAGCGGACGGAAAGCCCUCCAUGUCUCCUCCCAUGCAAGAUGCCUCUUCUAACCGCAAGCCUUCGAGCAGAUUGCGGAGCGCGCAAGCACCCAAGAUCGUCGUCAAGAAGGAGCCCUCCUCGCCCGACAUGACGAGCUCUCGUCACCGACCCAGACGGCUGGAUCUUUCAACCAACAGUCACAUCGUCCACACCUCCGGCGCCCUCACCUCUCGACCCGAUCCCAUGAGUUCAAAGGGGAGUGCAUCGAUAAUCGACGUCGGCCUUGCCUGUCUCUCCCCGGGCUUCCACACCCAGGACCCCACGAUGCGGGAACAACUUCAGCGCAGCAUAGAUGUCAGGGAACGACAGAGGCAGAUCAUUGAAGCGCGGCAGAAGCAGGGUAAAGGGGGCAACGCGGAUGAGGAGAGCGCCCAGAUGACCCCGUUUGGACGGGCAAUGAAGACUCCCAGCACUUCUCGGCGGAAGGGACCUCCCCCGGGUCUUUCCAUCGCACCCCCCUCACACCAACAGUUUGCAAAUGAGCGGGUUAUCCAGUCGGCGCCGAUCAACCAGUCCUUCACGGGCCUUCGACCUAAUAUUCCACCGUCUCGUCACGCUGCGAACGGCCCCUCAAACCUGUCGCAGACCUCUCACAUCCACCACGUCCCCGCAACGCAGACAAACAACCGCCUACCACCCAUCUCGGACGUGUUCCCCGAGCCACUUGGUGCACCCCGGAACCCAUUCAACAACAGCCCAGGCCACUCCUCGCACUCCAACAACCAGCCCCCGCUCCCGUCUCCCAGCUUUCCUCCCCAGCAGCAACAGGCCCCACAGCCGGCCCGCCGUCGCGAAUAUAGCUCGGCUGAGGAGGCCGUGCAGUCCCUGUCCGGUGGCCGAGAGGACCUCCUGCCCCGCAUUGUUCAUUAUGGUGGCCACCAGCCGCCUACCCCGCCCUCCCCGAUGCCAAAGCAGAAUGCGUCUUCAUCAUACGCGCCAGCAAAUGCAGAGACACAUCGCAGCAGCAGCUCCCGAAGGCGAGGUCGCGACGAGUACGAAAGGGAUAACGGAACGCCGCCCCUUGGUCGUCAGCAGCCCCGCACUGGACCCUUUGGCGAGGGCCGCGACACGCCGGAGACGCAGCGGAGGAAGAAGGAGGAAUUUAUCCAGCUUUGUUCGAGAGCAUGGGAUCUGUUCCACUCGUGA